Messenger RNA from Lotus japonicus, 1680 nucleotides. RefSeq lists its product as uncharacterized. The transcript is spliced from 5 exons. The coding region runs from base 1 to 915 and encodes 304 amino acids. NCBI's taxonomy places the organism in Eukaryota, Viridiplantae, Streptophyta, Magnoliopsida, Fabales, Fabaceae. The record is from RefSeq and is a predicted model, not a curated record.
AUGGAAACCACACUGCUUCCUUUGUCUAAUGUUAGAAGUCUUUCACCAAAUUUAGGAUGUACCAACUUGACUGCUAGAGGAGACAAAAUUCAAGCUUCAGUAUCUAAGGAAGAAGGGCCAUAUGUUGAUAUUGAAGUUGGUUGUGUGUAUAAGAUAGCACAGUUUCGGGUGAUUCCAAACAAUCGCCCUGUUCGUUUUACCAACUCGACUUUUAGGCUUAUCUUUCAUGCUGGAACUACUAUUUUCGGACAUGGAGAUCCUUCCAUACCUCGUGAGGCAUGGUCUUUUUAUGACACAGCUGAAAUAGAAAUAUGCAGGGGAACUUUCUCUCAUUUGAUAGAUUUUAUUGGGUUGCUGUCUGCUGUUUCACCUGUUAGACGUUUGGUUACCCAUGGAAGGAUUAGCAAAAUGAUAAACAUGGAAAUGAUAGAUCCAGUUGGUAGGGUUCGCUGUGUCCUACUUGGUGAACUGGUUGAGCUGCUGAUGUUGCAUCUCUGUUCUAAUUGGGUUAAUCGUCCAAUUGUUAUCUUUGAGUAUUUUCUUGCUAAAUAUAUUAGAGGUGACAAACUGAACAUUUUUUUUGAGAAUCUGAAAUCUGAGUUAUGUUUUCAGAUAGUUUUACAAAAAAUGGUUUAUAAUUUUAAUAAAAUAUGUAAUAUAUGUAGUUCUUUGUAUUACUUCUCUUGUAUGCAGGGGGGGUCAUCAUCCAAAAUGUUCCUCAUUUUUCCAAGAUAUACAUCAAUACUGGUUUUGAGGCUGCUUCAUUAUUUUGUCGCAGGCUCUGACCUCAACUCAAUCUCACACAAAUCAGAAGCACUGUGUAUAAAGAGCAACCCAAGCAACGCUUUCGCAUUCACCAUGUUCAGUAUGAACAGUGGAAAAGCUUCAGAAGUUCUGAAGUUAUACAAACUCUGAUGUGGACUCAGUCACUAGAAGCUCUGAAGAUCCAGAAAGUCUGAUAACCAAGAAACACUGAAGGCUCAGAUGUUCUGAUGGUGUAGAAGACUCUGAAGAUCCAGAAGCUGAAUAGUGGAAACUCUGAAGUCCGGAAGCAAGAAACUCUGAAGGCCAUGUUCUUCCCUCUGAGUUCAGAAUCAGAAGAUACAAUGGUCAGAGGAUCUGUGCUUUCCCUCUGACUCUGAUCAACCGGCUUCACAAGUUCCAAUAUGAAGCAUUCCCCUGAUCAGAAGUCUCCUAGGUUCAAAGGUCGCGUCGCUAUACAAGUACAAAAGCAACUGUACCUUCCUGACGACCUACCUAACGUUCUCAGCCACAGCAGAAGCUGGAUUUUCCAGAACUGCCCUCCAACGGUAGCAUUUCCCAUGCAUCGCUCAACCCUAAUCCUUGGAGUAUAUAAAGAGGCUGAAGACUGAAAGAAACGGCUAAGAAGAAGCAUUCACAUACACAAGACAUAUUCAAAAUCUUCUAAGUUUUCUUUCAUCUGAAAUUCAUUGAGUUUACUAUUAGCUUUUUAGAAGCAAAUCUCUUGUAAACAAUUCUUUGAUAAACAGUUUGUUUAGUUCCUUUAGAAGAUCAAGGUUGAUCGGAUCCUAGAGAAGACUAAGAGAGUGAAUCUUAGUGUGAGCUAAGUCAGUGUAAUUGUUAGUCACUUGUAGGUUUCAAGUGCAGUUGUAACUCUUACCUGAUUAGUGGAUUGCCUUCAUUCUAAGAAGGAAGAAA